Messenger RNA from Lathyrus sativus (Indian pea), 477 nucleotides. Lineage: Eukaryota; Viridiplantae; Streptophyta; Magnoliopsida; Fabales; Fabaceae. The record is from the annotation of a GenBank genome assembly.
AUGGUUUCCAAGGCUCACAAGAGAACAGCCAUGUACAGAAACUUACAACUGCUACGUUCCAUCACAUACUCCACUUCCCAAAGGAAAAGUUCAGUGAUAUUGGAAGCAACAGAAUACAUACAAGAUUUGAAGCAUAAACUGGAAGAACUGAACCUGUUAGCAGUUGCAACAGCACAGAAAGUUGUUGAAUAUGAUCCAAUGCCUAAGCUUAAGGUUGAGGAACAGGAAGAGAGGUUUGUGAUCAAGGUGCUGAGUGAGAGGAGUUGCAAGGGAUUGCUAGUGUUCAUCUUGGAAGCCUUUGAAGAACUUGGUCUUGAAGUUCUGCAGGCUAGGGUUUCUUGUGUUGAUAACUUCUGUCUAGAAGCUGUUGGGAACAAAGAGGAGAACAAUGAAGAUUCUCGAACUUUGAAUGUACAAUUAAUUGAACAAGAAGUAUCUCAAGCAAUUCAAAACUGGAGUGAAGUUACACAAGAUUAA